Molecule: messenger RNA, 1242 nt
Organism: Rotaria socialis
Lineage: Eukaryota; Metazoa; Rotifera; Eurotatoria; Philodinida; Philodinidae
Source: the annotation of a GenBank genome assembly
AUGACUCGUAUGUUCCUAUGGUAUUUUAUUGUAACAUUAAAUUUUGCUACGAAAAUUCGUGCUGUUAUUGAUACAGUGCCCAGCGAUUUUUUCUUUUCAAGCAAUGUACCAGAAGCAACGAGCAAGUUUGUAAAUGCUUGUAAUAUAGCUAAUGGAUCGUUCGAAUAUUUCAAUCAUACUAUGGUUGGUCCACAAAAUGAAGAGUUACAAGCAACAGUUUGUGUAGUUGGUAAGUCUGAUGCACGCGGGGUAGUUUUCACGAUAUCAGGCACCCAUGGUAUCGAAGGCUAUGCUGGAUCUAUGGCACAGAUCAGUUUACUUCACAUGUCUGACAUGGUUCUUUGGAAAAAUAUAAAGAUUGUUAAUUUGCACAUGAUCAACCCUUAUGGAGCAGCUUAUACGACCAAGGAAAAUGAAGAUAAUGCUGAUCAAUUGAAAAAUGUAGCGGCUUACUACAAUCUAAAUUACGAUAAUGCGAUUUUACAGGAGUUGAUUGACGGUAUUGAUCUGCCAAAUUUAAAUAAUAUGACUACACUACAAAACGCAUUUUUAACUUUUCAAAAAUUACAAACAAAAUACGGUGCCGAAGCGGUCAACUUGGCUCUCAAAACUGGCCAAGGUAAACGACCACAAGGCGUUGCCUAUUUUGGAUUAUCGAAAUCAUGGUCAAGUCAAAUCAUAGACGGAGUCAUAAGCAAAUAUGUUGGCAAACCGGAGAAAAUUCUUUUGAUUGAUUGGCAUACUGCUGUAGGUAAUUACGGCUAUUGGACAUAUUUAGCAUUAGAUAGUGACACAGCAGAUAUAUUCAAAAAAUGGGUACCGGCUGCUUCAACAGAGCCUUACGAUAUUGGUUUGCCCACAGGUGGCGAAGUGGCCUAUACUUUUGUCAAAGAGAGAACAGGUGCUAAACGUGUCUUCCGCGUUACCUGGGAGGCUGGCACUUACAAUGUCACUCCAAAUACGAAUGCCAUGUUUUUCCAAAGAUUACACUGUCGUUUCUAUGGUAGUGCUACAGAACCAUUCUGUCAACAAGUUAUUGCCAAUACGAAAGAAUAUUUCUAUCCUCAAGGUGCCAAUUGGAAAAAUUUGACGUAUUAUGAUAUCAAUCGAGUUCUUCCUCUCGUAUUGUCCGGUUUUGCAAAUGAAGAAGUCAAUUGCGGCCCUUUAGCACAGGUAUCAAUACUCCUUAUUGUUAUGGGACUUUUUUAUUCGCUUACAUUUCCACAAAAACUAAUAGAUUGA